Molecule: messenger RNA, 558 nt
Organism: Galendromus occidentalis (western predatory mite)
Lineage: Eukaryota; Metazoa; Arthropoda; Arachnida; Mesostigmata; Phytoseiidae
Product: peflin-like
Exons: 2
Coding region: 1-558 (185 amino acids)
Biological process (GO): COPII vesicle coat assembly
Molecular function (GO): calcium ion binding
Source: RefSeq, a predicted model, not a curated record
AUGACUUCGAACUACGGUUACACGCAAUUUGAGACGAUCGACAUUAAUAAUCUGGAUCCGGUCAUUAUAGAGACAUUCAAGCGCAUUGAUACGAAUAACAGCGGCCGAUUGAGCAGGAGUGAAAUGUUCGAGGCCUUUUGCAACCCCGACGGAAGUGAUUUCACUAAAGAAACCAUCGUUCUGCUCUGCGGAAUGUUCGAUUCGGACGAGAGUGGCGGCUUGGACCUGAAGGACUUCGCUCAUCUUUUCCAUUUCAUGGAGCAGUGGCAAAUUCUCUAUAGGAAAUACGACUUGUCACGUCGCGGUCUUCUGAGUGUAGACGAUAUGAUCAGAGCGCUCAACGACCUCGGUUACAGAGACAUCAAUCAUGGCGUCGUGAAUAAUGUGGUCAGACGACUGGGGACUCAGACGACAAUCCAUAUGGAUGCUUUCAUUCGAGUUUGCUCGGUAUGCAAACGCGUAACCGAUAAUUUCCGGAAGCGAGACAAACACGGAACAGGACUUCUCCGAAUCAGCUAUAGCGACUUCCUAAGACUCGCUCUGAAAUCUUGUUUUUGA